Molecule: messenger RNA, 1362 nt
Organism: Poecilia latipinna (sailfin molly)
Lineage: Eukaryota; Metazoa; Chordata; Actinopteri; Cyprinodontiformes; Poeciliidae
Product: olfactory receptor 10A3-like
Exons: 1
Coding region: 374-1327 (317 amino acids)
Biological process (GO): detection of chemical stimulus involved in sensory perception of smell; G protein-coupled receptor signaling pathway
Cellular component (GO): membrane
Molecular function (GO): olfactory receptor activity; G protein-coupled receptor activity; odorant binding
Source: RefSeq, a predicted model, not a curated record
CAAAUAAAUUUAACUUGACUUAGAAAACAGAGGUUCCCACAAGCAAAGAAAUCUCCUUUUAGCAGUGAUUUUGUGCCUUUAUGUGAGUUUCGGGAACAUUUCAGGGCCAGAUGCAGACGUUCAGGUGAAGAGCAGCUGGAGUUGGGCUGGACCAGGUGAGACAGUGAUAAUGCUGACUGGUCUGAGGUCAGCUGGGCGGUUUCUCUGAAGAUCUGCAGCUAUAAGUAGAGCGUCAGACUGCGUGGCGCUGUGGAGACAGAGCAGUCUGGUUCUGUUGUGCAGCUCCUCCUCCACAUGGACGAUUUGACUCUUUCUGCAGGAGUGAAAUGUGAAACACUGAUCAUGUUUUCUGGCUGAUUUACCGUUAAGCAGGAUGAUGAUUAACUCCACAGAGGUUUUGUUUUUCACACUAACUGCCUACUUUCACUCUGAUGUUCUGAAAUAUUUGUAUUUCACUGUUGUUCUGGUCCUGUAUGUCCUGAUUAUCAGCUCCAACGUCCUGCUGAUCGUGGUGAUCUGUGUGAACCGGAGCUUACAUGAACCCAUGUUCCUGUUCCUCUGCAGCCUGUUUGUGAACGAACUGUACGGCAGUUUGGGUUUGUUCCCCUUCCUGCUGGUCCAGAUCCUCUCUGAUGUUCACAUCAUUCCUGCUCCGCUCUGCUUCCUGCAGAUCUACUGUGUUUACACCUACGCUCACAUCGAGUUCUGCAACCUGGCCAUCAUGUCGUACGACAGAUACCUGGCCAUCUGCCGCCCCCUGCAAUACCACGCCCUGAUGACGCCGUCCCGGAUCGCCAGGCUGGUCGCGCUCACCUGGCUCUUCCCUCUCCUUGAAUCUGUAGCAGGAAUAUUAAUGACCGUCUCUCUGCAGCUCUGCGGAAGCGUCAUCCAUAAAAUCUACUGUCACAACCACUCCAUCGUUAAGCUGGCCUGCGCCGACACCACAGCCAGCAACGUUGGCGGAAUAGUUUACAUGUUCACCAUAAUCCUGGGGAUUAUCGUCUUAAUCCUUUAUUCAUAUGCUGAGAUCCUGAAAGUGUGUUUCUCUGGAUCCAAGCAGACCCAGCAGAAGGCACUGAGCACCUGCGCGCCUCACCUGGCCUCGCUCAUUAACUUCUCCUUCGGAUGUUUCUUUGACCUGUUUCAGAGCAGGGUGGAGGUGAGCGGGGUUCCUGAGGCGCUGCGGGUUGUUUUAUCUCUCUACUUCCUGACCUGCCAGCCGCUCCUCAACCCUCUGCUGUACGGACUCAACCUGUCAAAGAUCCGCAGCUUCAGCAAACGGCUGGUUCUGGGACGAGCUGAGCUUCCUGAACUGCAGAAACACUAAACCUUACCAAAUGUUUCUGGUUUCCAGCCCAAAUG